AUGCCUAUCGAGAAUAUCCAAUUCAAGGGCGACGUCGAAGCCCACGCAGAAACCCACCUUCUCCAUGACCAGGAGGCCUUAAACCACGCCCUUCACAAUAGCACCAAAGAGGGACUGCCGCCUAUCUCGGUCUCGCCCUUGCAUGGCAAAUUCACCUCCAUUCUGGUGAAUCUCAGUGGAGCCCGCAACGUCCUAGAGCUGGGCGCCUUGGGCGGGUACUCGGCGAUCCAACUUGCCCGCGGACUCAAGGGCAAAGGCAAAGUCACCAGCAUCGAGGUGGACCGCCAUCACCGCGACGUAGCCAUCGCCAACCUCCAGCAUGCCGGCGUGAAGGUGCCGGACGAAGUCGAAAUCCUGCUGGGGGCGGGCCUCGAGGUGCUUCCGAAGUUGGCGGCCGAGAUCGAAGAAGGGAAGAGGGAAAGGUUCGACUUCGUCUUCAUUGAUGCCGAUUGGCCCAAUCAGUGGAAUUAUUUUGACUGGGGCGUCAAGCUAUCCAACGGCCCUGGAAGCGCGAUCUACAUUGAUAAUGCGGUGAAGAACAUGUUUGUGGAGGGUGUUGUGGGGGAUCAUUUGAAGGAGGACGGGCUGGAUGUGGUCGCCCAGAUCGGGGCGGAUACACGAGUCGAGGCUACCGUGAUCCAGACGGUGGCAGCGAAGAGCUACGAUGGCAUUGUGCUGGCGGUGGUCAAAUAG
This is a messenger RNA of Penicillium chermesinum, 693 nucleotides long. RefSeq names its product O-methyltransferase. The record is from RefSeq and is a predicted model, not a curated record. NCBI's taxonomy places the organism in Eukaryota, Fungi, Ascomycota, Eurotiomycetes, Eurotiales, Aspergillaceae. The transcript has a single exon. Bases 1 to 693 code for a protein of 230 amino acids. Gene Ontology annotation, molecular function: S-adenosylmethionine-dependent methyltransferase activity; O-methyltransferase activity.